GGAGGCUCUGGGGGUCGCGGAGCCCCGGGGGCGGCCCCGGACCCCGCCAAGGCGCGGCGGCAGUGGGGGGUCCUGGGGGGGGUCCUGCGGCAGCGCCUGGGGCUGCAGCUGCUGGAGCUGCCCCCGGCCCGGGGGGGGCUGCGGCCGCUGCUGCUCGAGGAGCUCGUGGUGGUCCAGGGGGGGACGGCGCUGCUCACCCGCCCGGAGCCCCCCCGAAAUGAGGAGCUCGGGGGGCUCCGGGAGGUGCUGGAGCAGCUCCAGCUCCGGGUGCUGUCGGUGACGGACGAGGGGGCGGCGCUGGACGGGGGGGACGUUCUGUUCACCGGCCGGGAAUUCUUCGUGGGAAUCUCCCCCUGGACCAACCUGCGCGGGGCCGAGGCCGUGGCCGACGCCUUCAGGGAUUUCACGGUGUCCACGGUGCCGGUGGCGGCGGGGGGGCGGCUGAAGGGGUUCUGCAGCAUGGCAGCCCCCCAGACCAUCGCCCACGGCAGCAGCGACGGCGCCCGCAGGGCCAUCAAGGCCAUGGAGCAGCUCUCGGACCACCCGUACUCGGCGGCGUGGCUGCCGCUGCCCGAUGACCCGCCGGGAAUUGUCUCUUCACUCGCCCGGGGGGGCUCCCGGGGGGGGGUCCUGCUGCACCGGGGCCCCGAGGAGUUCCCCAACAGCCAGAAGGCGUUCCAGAAGGUUCCGGGGGUGUCGCUGGUGCCGCUGGACCUGAGCGAGGCCGCCAAGGUGGGCGGGGCCCUGAGCUCCUGCUGCGUCCUGCUGUGGGCACGGCCGGGGGGGCGGGGCCAGCUCUGACAACGCCCCUCCCCCUCCCCACUGUUCCCAUCCUGGGGGCGGGGCCACACACGAGCCCCUCCCCC
Messenger RNA from Poecile atricapillus (Black-capped chickadee), 866 nucleotides. Its product is annotated as N(G),N(G)-dimethylarginine dimethylaminohydrolase 2-like. The record is from RefSeq and is a predicted model, not a curated record. Gene Ontology annotation, molecular function: dimethylargininase activity; amino acid binding. Gene Ontology annotation, biological process: arginine metabolic process; positive regulation of nitric oxide biosynthetic process. Lineage: Eukaryota; Metazoa; Chordata; Aves; Passeriformes; Paridae.